UUAUGUCAUAUCGUACACGUAAAAAAGGACGAUAUUACAACAAAAAUGGCGACCCGGCUGCUACUACAGCGAAAAAGAAUUGUCGGGGGAACAACAAAAUAUUUUGAACGAAUAAGAAAUCACCUACUUGACAAUUAUACACCAUUAUGUGGAUGCAUUCAUAUAUAUUAUGCAAGCACACAGUCAAAUUCACCAGAGAUUGUUGUACCAAUUAGUAAAGUUUUAAUUGCUAACAGAGGUGAAAUAGCAUGUCGUGUAAUGCAGACUGCUCGUAAAAUGGGAAUACAGAGUGUCGCAUGUUACAGUGACGCUGACAGAAAUGCAAUGCAUGUAUCCAUGGCUGAUGAAGCUCACUAUAUUGGGCCAUCCCCUGCAACAGAGAGUUACCUACGCAUGGAUAAAAUAAUAGCUGCAGCCAAACGGAGUGGAGCACAGGCUAUUCAUCCCGGUUAUGGAUUUCUAUCCGAAAAGCCUGAAUUUGCAAAUUUAUGUGAGGAAGAGGGUAUUAUAUUCAUUGGACCUCCAUCAAGUGCAAUAAAAGACAUGGGAAUUAAAAGUACUUCAAAACAUAUCAUGUCAUCUGCUGGUGUACCUAUUAUAGAGGGUUACCAUGGAGAUGACCAAAGUGAUCAAAAAUUGUUUGCUGAAGCAGAAAGAAUAGGUUUUCCAGUGAUGUUAAAAGCUGUGAGAGGUGGUGGUGGAAAGGGUAUGCGAAUAGUGAUGCAACCAAGAGAUUUUCAAGCCGCACUCGAUUCAGCACGUAGUGAAUCACUGAAAGCAUUUGGUGACGAUAAUAUGCUAGUUGAAAAAUUUGUUGAACGGCCCAGACACGUAGAAGUUCAAGUGUUCGCGGACAAAUAUGGAAACACAGUGUAUCUAUUUGAGAGAGAUUGUAGCGUUCAAAGACGACAUCAAAAAAUUAUAGAAGAAGCUCCUGCACCAGGAGUUUCGGAAGAAGUGAGAGCUGAACUCGGAAAUGCUGCAGUCCGUGCUGCUGAAGCUGUUGGCUAUGUUGGAGCAGGAACUGUGGAAUUCAUCAUGGAUAAACAUCAAAACUUUUAUUUUAUGGAAAUGAACACUCGAUUGCAGGUUGAACAUCCUGUCACUGAAAUGAUAACAGGUAUAGACUUGGUGGAGUUACAGAUACGAGCCGCUGCAGGCGAGCAGUUACCUUUCUCUCAAAGUGAUCUACGUGUAAAUGGUCAUUCGUUUGAAGCGCGAAUAUACGCAGAGGAUCCCGACAGUGACUUUUUACCUGGUACUGGUCAUCUCUAUUAUCUUUCUACGCCUUCUCCAUCAUCUGAUGUUCGUGUGGAAACUGGGGUUCGACAAGGUGACGAAGUGAGUCAGUUUUACGACCCUAUGAUUGCGAAACUGGUAGUGUGGGAUAAAUACAGAUCAACCGCACUUCGAAAAUUAAGACAAAAAUUACACGACUAUCAUAUCGUCGGUUUGAGCACAAAUAUAAAAUUUCUUGGUAACCUGGCGGCACAUCCUAGCUUUGUUUCUGCUGAUGUACACACCUCGUUUAUAGAUGAUCAUUAUAAAGAAUUAUUUCCAAAGAAGCAAUCAUUAUCUGAACACCAACUUGCACAAUCAGCGUUAGCACUUUUGUUGUACGAUGAACAACAUCAAGUCGAGAAAAAACGUAAACUCGACGAUCAUUCGCCAUUCGGAGGUGGUAGUUCUUUUCAAAUGAAUGUGGACAGUCAUAAGAAAAUGUUGUUAUCUGAUGGCGAAAACGAUAUAGUGGUAACGAUAACGUAUUUGAAAAAGAGACAAUAUCUUAUUCAGGUGAACAAACAAGAAUUUUUGUGUCAUGGUCGAAUGUUGGAUGAUGGCUACAACAAUCACGUACAUGUAAAUAUUGAUGGAAAAAAUGAAAAGUUUUCUUUUGUACCUAGCGCUGAUAGUGUACAUAUAUUUACCAAGGAUGAUCAUUUUAGCGUGGUUAAACCACAACCAAAGUUUAUCCUUGCUGAACUUGAAAGUAAGAUUCCUGCAGGUGCGGUGGCUCCUAUGACGGGUAGCAUACUCGAGGUUCGCGUUGAAGCAGGAGAUGAAGUAAAAGCUGGUGACGUCAUAGCUGUUAUGUAUGCUAUGAAAUUAGAGCACAAUAUUUUAUCUCCAUACGAUGGUACAGUGGAAGAAGUGUUCGUUAAACCAGGUGGUAUGGUCAAUCAAAAUGAUGAAAUAGCGGAAAUCAAAAAAGAAUGAAAACAUUGAUGCUACGAAAUAACAAACACGAAGUGUAGAAAUUUUGCAAUUCCACCAUUGUAAUAUUAAUUUUAAAUUCUAUUUAUAAGAUUUACCCAUAUACGAUCCGCAGAAUGUUCCUAGAGAUAUGAAAGAGAAAGAAAUCGUGGAAAGACAGAACUCUAUAUUAUAUACAUUUAGAAUAAUGAAUAAUACAUAGAGAAAUAAUCUUUUGUAUUGAAAUUUCAAAAAUGUUAAUGUUCCUUUGUA
Hydractinia symbiolongicarpus is the source of this 2466-nucleotide messenger RNA. RefSeq names its product methylcrotonoyl-CoA carboxylase subunit alpha, mitochondrial-like. NCBI's taxonomy places the organism in Eukaryota, Metazoa, Cnidaria, Hydrozoa, Anthoathecata, Hydractiniidae. Gene Ontology annotation, cellular component: mitochondrion. Gene Ontology annotation, molecular function: ATP binding; metal ion binding; methylcrotonoyl-CoA carboxylase activity. The transcript has 23 exons. The record is from RefSeq and is a predicted model, not a curated record. Bases 46 to 2217 code for a protein of 723 amino acids.